Molecule: messenger RNA, 1468 nt
Organism: Macrobrachium nipponense
Lineage: Eukaryota; Metazoa; Arthropoda; Malacostraca; Decapoda; Palaemonidae
Product: alpha-N-acetylgalactosaminidase-like
Biological process (GO): oligosaccharide metabolic process; glycoside catabolic process
Cellular component (GO): cytoplasm
Molecular function (GO): alpha-galactosidase activity
Source: RefSeq, a predicted model, not a curated record
UUAAUCGUCGGUAAUUUUGGCCUCAGUUAUGAGCAGUCAAAGUCUCAGAUGGCCAUGUGGGCCAUAUUUGCUGCUCCGUUACUCAUGUCUGUAGAUCUACGGACAAUUCGUCCAGAAUACAAAGCUAUUCUUCAGAAUCGUGCUGUUAUUGCCGUUAACCAAGAUCCACUUGGCAUUCAAGGAAAGAGAAUUUAUAAGGACAAAGGUAUAGAAAUUUGGGCUCGUCCAAUUUCUCCUCUUCAUCAGAACUUCUAUUCAUAUGCCAUAGCUUUUCUUAAUAGACGUACUGAUGGAACACCCUCUGAGGUGUCUGUGACACUUCGUGAACUUGGUCUGGCUUAUCCGGGAGGAUAUGCAAUUACUGAUCUCUUUGAUAACGUUCAUUAUGGUACUGUGUCACCAGAUAAGAGAUUUAAGGUAGAUGUUAACCCCUCUGGUGUUGUUUUGGUAAGGUGUGAUGUUGUAAAGACAACAGGGUUUGGUCUAGGCGGUACUAGAUCCCAGUUUAGGGAAAUUCACCCCCAGAGUUCUUUCAGAAACCCUUUUAACAAUCAGAUAGUCAAUCAGUUUGGACAAUCUGAAAGAUUUUUCUAGCACCAUAGCAUUAAUGCUUGAAAGGGCUGUACAAAAGGACUUUUAAGGUAUAGGUUGUGUACAAAGUUAGUAAAGUGCUUAAUGGUUGACCAAACUGUUGUCUUGAACUUAUUUAUUGGCAAGGAUUUUGUUUUGAUAAAUAUCACCCUUUUGUGAAACUAUCCUGAUUUUUGCAUCAUUGCAUUUUAUGUAUGAAUUUUUCUUCAGUAAUGUAUAAUGAUAUGAUUUAUCACUUGGUCACUGUCCAUGCAUCAUAAUGGCUGCCAUAUUUUGAAGUUAACAUUGCAUCAUAUUGUGUGUUAUGUAUAUUCAGUUCAUAAACAUUUACUUUAGUAUGAAUUAACUCUUAAUUAUAGAUAUUUGAUAGUUAAAUAGGUACUGUAUACAGUAUUAAGAGUAUUGGAAUUAAGAAUAUAUAUACAUAUCUUGAACAAAGAUAAAGCAAAUUGUGAUAAGUUUUGCUUGAAUUAUAAUCACUUCCCAAUUGGCUUUUCCUCCAAACUUACUGUGUGGGAAACUGUAUUCAAUUACAAAGGCAUUUUAAAAAUGGUGCAUUAGCUCCCUUGGGUUAUUAUUUUAAGGUAGUUUAACCUGAUCAUUGAGUUAAAAUUCUGUUCUAUCAUAAGAUGGCUAUGUGCUACCAUGGAAAAAAUCAGUAACCUGAACAUUUGAGUAAAAAUCUUUGCUCUUAUAAGGAUGGCCAUAAGGUACCAUGAAAAAAAAAAAAACUAACAUAGUACACAUAUAAACAGUUUUUAUGACCAUUUUAUGUAUAAUAUGCAAUAGUUAGAAUAACAGUUGAAAAUCAUAAAGAAAAAAGAUACUAGUAGUAUUGUGCAUUUUCUCAGAAUUUUUAGUACUUCCAUAAAUUACC